AUUGUGAACAAUUAUUUAUUUCGUGAAAUAAGAGACAAUUAUUUUACUUUUUCUAUUGAUGUAAGCUGCAUAAGAAGAUGGCCGACUUUGGAGAUAAAAAAUGUGACUCGGAAGAACUACUGCUACAACGUCAAAGGAAAGAGAAGAAGGACCUCCAAGCUGAAAUUCAGAAAUUGAAGCAUGGUGUCACCAAGGGAGAUAAAAAGAAAAAGAAAGAAACUACAGAAAAGAUUGCAUUACUAGAAGCUGAACUGACUGCUAAACAUCAGAAGGAACUGGCAGAGCUUAAAGACAAUAAUAUUGUAGAGGAAGAUGCUGAAAUUGAAGAAGUUGUUAAUUCAGUGGACAAAUUGAGCACUGAGGACCAUGAUGGACAAGAUGAAGUGGUACAACAAUCAGCAAAACCAAAGAAACAAAGUAAAGCACAGAAAAGAAGGAACAAGAAAGCAGCUAAGGAUGAAGAGAGGGAAGAGAGAAUAAGAGAACAAGAGAUAGAGAACCUGACAUCAUCUAGACAUAUGGAAGCUGUGAAAAUAAAGUCAGUCCUUAAACAGAGAGGUCUACAGAUACAUGAGAUUCCCUCUGAUGGUAAUUGUUUAUAUGCAGCAGUUGCCCAUCAGUUGGAGGACAGAAAAAUCUCAAGUAGUGUGGACAGUUUGAGGACUCAAGUUGCUAAGUACAUGAGGGAGCAUGCUGACGACUUUCUUCCAUUUCUAUCUAAAGAUAAUGGUGACUGCUUUACACAAGAUGAUUUUGAAGCUUACUGUAAUGAUUUAGAGACUACACCAGCAUGGGGAGGACAGUUGGAGAUACAAGCAUUGUGUAAUGUGUUACGUAUACCUGUAGAAGUUGUUCAGUCUGAAGGCCCAUCAAUACUUACUGGAGAACAUUAUGGUGGCAAUCCACUAGUUUUAACAUAUUACAGACAUGCUUAUGGACUAGGAGAACACUACCACUCUGUGGAAGAGAAAGUUGAUAAUCCUGAGGACGAUUUUACAUGACACAAGUUGCUAUAAAUAUUCAUAAGGAAAACUCUAAUAUUGUUAGAUUUCAUCCACUGAAGUCAGACACAAAUGCUCGAGUAUAAAAUGAAAUACCAACCCUACAUCAAUGCCUUUUUGAUUUAUAUAUUUAUUGAUAUUCUAGAGCAAUUUACAAUCUUUCAGCUUAAUUGAUUGUUGAAAACUUUGCAA
Messenger RNA from Ruditapes philippinarum (Manila clam), 1193 nucleotides. Its product is annotated as deubiquitinase OTUD6B-like. The record is from RefSeq and is a predicted model, not a curated record. The transcript is spliced from 10 exons. NCBI's taxonomy places the organism in Eukaryota, Metazoa, Mollusca, Bivalvia, Venerida, Veneridae. Gene Ontology annotation, molecular function: cysteine-type deubiquitinase activity. Gene Ontology annotation, biological process: protein deubiquitination. Bases 78 to 1001 code for a protein of 307 amino acids.